Molecule: messenger RNA, 1429 nt
Organism: Argiope bruennichi
Lineage: Eukaryota; Metazoa; Arthropoda; Arachnida; Araneae; Araneidae
Product: ankyrin repeat and SOCS box protein 16-like
Exons: 1
Coding region: 179-1402 (407 amino acids)
Molecular function (GO): protein binding
Source: RefSeq, a predicted model, not a curated record
UUUACAUCAACUCCUUACGCUUUACCAAGAAUGAUUUUAAAACUUCUUUAGAGAAAAUGAUAUAUUCUCUCAUCUGACUUUUAAAAUAGAAAAUUUUAAUUAUUUUUAUCAUAAUGAUUGAUAUAAAUGAUUUAUUCAUUUAAUCUUUUAAAUUCUUCAUUGCAUUUAUUUCAUUCUUAUGGGUGACUUCAUUAAAUUGUUACUGGCCCAGUUAGUCAAAACUGACGAUAACUUGGAAGAAAUUCAGAAAUUGCUGAAUGGAGGAGCAGAUCCAAACUUUCGAAUCUAUUUUGGUCGUACGCCAAUUCAUGAAGCUGCUGGAAGUAACCAAGAAAAUACCGAAGUCGUUGAAGAAUUAAUCAGAUAUGGCGCUGAUGUGAAUUUUUAUGACGAUUUCGGGUACACAGCCCUCCACUAUGCAGUGAUACAACAGAAAUUUUAUGUGGUAGAAGCCCUCCUUCAGGCAGGGGCCUUUAUCAAUGCCAAGACUUUCCAAGGAGAAACACCUUUGCAUCUUGCCGUCAGUGCAAUCAAAUAUGCGCCUGAGUUCCAAAAACCUGAUACGAGCGUUAUAGAAUCUCUGCUUGACCAUGAAGGUGUGGAUUGCAAUACAAAGGAUUGUAACGGCAAUACUCCAUUAAUGUUGGCAGUGAAGGGGAAACGCUCAUUAGCUGUAGAAUUAUUACUAAAUAAAAAAGCAAGCCCGAAUAUACCUGACCGCCUUUUCGAAACUCCUUUGCACGUGGCCUUUGCUGAGAAGUCAGAACCUAUCGCUUUUGAACUUUUGAGAAUGGGGGCUAAUAUUUAUGCAGUGAAUAGAGACAAUCAGACGCCAAUGGAUAUAUUCUUCGACAAUAUGACACCUAAUGAGCCGUUUAGUACUGCGCAGACAUUUCUGAAAUUUAUUUCUUUCAGGUAUCAAGUUACUGAGGCCAUAAAACAAAAACUACAAAGAUUUCCCGAGUUAUUGCAGCUUGUGGAGAAGUGGUGUGAGGAAGUGAAUCAUAUGAGAAGCGAUAUUCUAAUUUAUAACAUACCGUUUCAUGGUUUUAUCUUGAAUUGUUAUGGAGACCCAGAAAAUCCCCAAUAUCCUGAAUACCUUAUAUUGGAAAUGUACAAGUGCAUAAUUGAGAGAUUUGUGAUGGGUUUGUAUCCUGAAUAUUUCAUGGAUAUAUUCGUGUGCAUUCCUGCUUCCAGUUUGCGUGAAGUAUUGCAAAUAAUUGUCAAUUGGAGAAAAAAAUCCAAAUGGUGUAAUGACCCGGUGCUGUUCUCGAAUAUAGAUGUCACAUAUUUGUUGUCUACGUAUUUAUCACGUUUGGAAAUGUUUUGCCUAAUUGUUUCACUUUCGAAUGUACGAAUUUCCGAGUCGAUGCAGAAUAUGUGUCUACCUAAAUUCAGUUAAUUUUUUGAGGACACAACAAUGUACUGC